GGUAAUCUAAUUUCUUCUCUGUAAAGCACUUUGGCUUCAGCGUGAUUUGAUUUAAAAGUGCUAUAUAAAUAAAAAUUACUUACUUAUUUACUUACCUACAUUUGGAUUGGAUCUUCUCCAGAACUUAUAUUAUUGGGAGGUUAUAUUACAGUUGUACAAAGCAUUGGUGGGCCACAUUUAGAGUACUGUGUUCAGUUUUGGUCACAGUAUAGGAAAGAUAUUGUUAAGCUAGAAAAGGGUGCAGAUUUAGGAGGAUGUUGCCAGGACUCGAGGGCCAGAGCUAUUGGGAGAGGUUGAGCAGGUUGGGACUUUGUUCUUUGGAGCACAGGAGGAUAAAGGGCAAUCUUAUAGAGGCGAUUAAGACCAUCAGUUGAAUACAUAGUGUAAUUGUGCAUUCCCCUACCCAGAGAAGGGGAAUCAAGAAAUUGUGACAUAUGUUUAAGGUGGGGGUUUAAUAGGAACCUGUAGGGCAACCUUUUUACACAAAGGUGGUAGGGCUAUGGAAUGAGCUUCUAGAGGAGGUAGUUGAAGUUUAAGAAACAUUUCGACAGGUACAUGGAUAGGAUAGGUUUAGAAGAAUAUGGGCCAAAUGCAGGCAGGUGGGACGUGUCGAUGGGAUAGGUUGGUUGGAGUGGGCAAGUUGGGCCGAAGGGCCUGUUUCCACGGUGUUUGGCUCGGUGACUAUGAUUCUAAUUCUACGCUGAGAAUCAGAGAAAGAAAGAAUCGCAUUUAACUUUUCACGUGUGUUAAUUUAACUGCAUGUGGAGUGCCAUCUUAAUCCAUUUACGCGUUGAUUCAUUAAUCCAAGUGCUCCUGACUCCGCCCCUGGCAGAACUUCAAAUGUCUUUACUCAACUUCAUAUGUCCUAGUUUCACUCGGCGACAUUUACAACGAACGGGCGAAAGUAUUGGUGUUAACUUGCUGCCAAAAUUACUUGAAUGCAUUUAACCACUUUGAACUAAACAUAUUAAUGACCAAACGAAAAUAGCACAGGCUGGAAUUCAACUCGGACGCAUUAACAGUUGCACUAAAAAUAGCGGAGGACUUAAAGCCCUUCACCUGCAGCGGGCUGUGAGGAGUUGCGAACUGCAGGAGAUCGGCGGGACUUGGGACAGACACGGCCACAGCCUUGUAUCAUUUGUGUGUGGAGUCGUUGGAAAGUGGUCAUUUCUUCCUCUCGAUUAACAGAAAGCAGCAUCGUUUGAGUUGACCCUGGUUCAGACUUCACCUGCUUAAUAUCGUCAGUUACAACAUGAGACAGGCUCGGAUAGGUGGAAUUCCAAAUGAUCAAGACCAGGAAAAGACAUCUGGUCAGGAUCUACCUGGUGAUCAGAAAGGAAUGACUAAAACUAAGGGAAGUUUCAAGGAAAUCUUGGGGAAGGUGACAAGAAACCAGCAUCAAGGCGAAUUUGCCAGCCCUUACAUCACGAUUGACUGGCUACUUCUGAAACCCCUCCGAAGUGAAAAACAGUUCAAUUUCUGCGGACAUUCUAUACUCAUCACUCAACAUCACGGCAGCAAUUUGGGGUUCUCUGCUUCUAUCUGGGAAGCCGCUCUGGUUCUUUGCCAGUACUUUGAAAGGGAGAAGAUCGAUUUUUUGGGGAAAAAGGUGAUCGAACUGGGAUCUGGCACUGGACUCGUGGGGAUUCUUGCUGUCCUCCUGGGUGGGGAUGUUACAUUGACAGACCGAGAGAACGUGUUGAGUCAAAUACAAUACAAUGUCUCCAUUAAUAUCCCUUCUGACUCUAAACAUCGGUCAAAAGUCUGUCCGCUAUCCUGGGGCAAGGAUCACGUACAUUUCCCCACGGAUUACGACUUUAUCCUGGGCUCGGAUAUUGUAUAUACCUCCCUCACCUACCCCUUGCUACUGAAGACUUUGCACCACUUAUCCAAGGGGUCGACUAUCAUCUACCUCUCGUCCAAGUUACGGAAAGGAAAUCACUCCGUCAGUUUCCACGAGGAGCUAUUGCCCCAGCAUUACAACUGCCAACGGGUUCACUUAGUCGAGAGCAAAGCAAUCAACGUGUACAAGAUUAGCUCCAUUAAACCAGCGGCCGGUGACGACGUGACCGCGUAGAUACGUGGAACUUUCAGAGAGGACGUUUGAGGCAUUGCCAUUUGAAUUUUAAAAAGUUAGGUUGUAGGAGAUGGGUUUUGUUUUUGCUAUCUAUGUUGAUACAGAUCAAGGCAGCAACUUUGUUCUUGUGGAAAGUUCUUGUUAUUCAUUUGAAGUUAUAUUUGAAAGCAAAAUAAUAUUGUGUCGCCUUUGUAAUUUAAAAAAAAAAUUGUCUGCACUCCACAGAAGCCGGUGUUCAAUCUACAGCUAAAAGCAACAAACUGCAAAUCUGGAAACUACUCUCUGGAAACAAAAAGCUUGUGUGAAGCCGGAAUGCUGUUAAAAUGCUACUGAAACAGUGUGUGAGCAGUUUAAGCUGAUGCUUCGACACGGUCAGCUAUGAACCUGACUGAUAACAGCUUUAUAAAGGGCCUGUCCCACCAGCAUGUGACUCCAUGCGGCAAGCGCGACCUAACAUGGUCGCUUGAACCGUACGGCCUCACGGGGCCGGUCCCACUUCGAUCGCCGGAGCCGUAUAGAAUUGUGCGGAGCUGGUCCCGCCAUCGUGCGGGGCUCCGAAAAACUGACACUGUCCAAAAAUUCUGCGCGGCAACGGCCUGCCGGCCCGCAGCCGCAUUGAAGCCGUACGCAGCGCCUUGACGGGCCUGCGCAGCGUCUCGACACCGUACGUCUCGCGCGAACUUCCCACGGACUUCGCUCGAACUUCAGGUUAACUCGUACGGGAUCACUCGACCUCCGCAGGGCCCCCACUUCCAGUUUGGUCACGCUCGCCGCAUGCAGUCGCAUGCUUGUGGGACAGGCCCUUUACCAUCGAACAUGUAGCCAACGCACACAUCAGCCCUGUUGACACAGAUCAUGGCAUCAAGCGAGGAAGAACAAUUGAAGCAGACAGAAUUAGCAUUGUUCACAACUUGGGAAUGGGUUUCUGUUAUUUUCCCUUGUGCCCUAUAAGCCCUUGUGUUAUUUUCCAUAGCUGACCCUAAUGAGUGAUACGGUGUUUGUAGAAUGUUUCACCCCCGCACUGACACAAGUCAGGUUAGAUGUCCGUCAGCUCCUCACAAACACAGAGAGUCACUGAGCAGGCAAUCUCCCUGUCAUAUAGUGAGUGUGGAAACAAGCCCUUCGGCCCAACAUGCUCACGAACGCCAACAUGUCCCAGCUACACUAGUCCCACAUGCCCACACUCCCAGCACCUGCAGAGUGCUUCGUUUUCUCCCACCCCAUCUUGGGUCAAUGUCCGACCAGAGCACCGAGGCAAACCCGAAACCGGCUCCCGAGAAACACGCACAGAGUCCGGAUGUGAGCUUCAAGUCUUCCACUGACUGUGAGGCUAAUCUCGACCCCAAUUUUUUUUUUCACCAAGCGAGUCGAGAGCCAGCUGAGAAACUAGAAUGUGCAGAGUUAAUUACUUGAUCAUCUUGGGAAAUCCAAUAAGAUUUACGUUAAACCCACAAAUUGUGCUCUGUAAAUUCCGUUUGCCAACACUUGUUAUAACUCUGUCAGCGAAUGUUUUUACAUUCACUCUGUUGCAAGGCCAUGCAAUCCCGAGGUUUUUAACGCAACAUUAGGUCUCCAGACUAAUGUGGAAGGAGAGGUGUAGUGUCUGAGCUUACAAUGUUGUGGUCCAGCCAAAUAAGACCCUUUGAGUACAGCACUUUGAAGAAGGGGCCGUGCAUCCAUCCCUCAACCGAUUAUCUGCUGAGUAUCUAGCUGCAAUUUGUGGGGAACUGGCGGACAUGUUUCCAACAGCACAACACUGACAACAUUUCAAAAAUGCUUCAUUGGUGUAAUUUGGGAAAUGGCUGUGAAAUGGAUUCCUUCCUCUCACUGCAGCGCCGGGCUAGUUCAGGCAUCGUGUUGUCGUUUUAUUGGAAACGUUUGGGUUACACAAUACCAAAUUCAGUUAAUACUGUGUGAAAGUUUAUCCUUGUCUGAUGGUUAUAUCAAAAGAUGUAUCACGUUAGAGUGCUUCCCUUAUCAUGUAUUCCUUUAUCACGUUAUUCCCUUAUCAUGUAUCUGUACACUGUAAAUUGAUUGAUUGUAAUCAUGUAUUGUCUUUCUGCUGACUGGUUCCCACGCCACAAAAAGCUUUUUACUGUACCUCGGUACACGUGACAAUAAACUCAACUGAACUGCUUGGAAGGACUGAAAUAAAAUUACUAUUCAUUGCUCAUUCUCUUGUCAGUUUGUUAAUCAAAAUCAAGAUCAAGAGUGUUUAUAAAUUCAUAUGCAUCGGGAUAUGAACCGGAACAAUUAAAUUAGUUUUGUUUAUUUCAUUUAGAGAUACAGCGCGGAAACAGACCCUUCGGCCCACUGUGACCGUGCCAACCAGCCAUCGCACUGUACACUAGCACUGUCAUUACACCCUG
Molecule: messenger RNA, 4446 nt
Organism: Leucoraja erinaceus (little skate)
Lineage: Eukaryota; Metazoa; Chordata; Chondrichthyes; Rajiformes; Rajidae
Product: EEF1A lysine methyltransferase 3-like
Exons: 4
Coding region: 1253-2077 (274 amino acids)
Biological process (GO): peptidyl-lysine methylation
Cellular component (GO): cytoplasm; cytosol
Molecular function (GO): protein-lysine N-methyltransferase activity
Source: RefSeq, a predicted model, not a curated record